Fusarium falciforme is the source of this 1107-nucleotide messenger RNA. RefSeq names its product MFS domain-containing protein. The coding region runs from base 1 to 1107 and encodes 368 amino acids. The transcript has 3 exons. Gene Ontology annotation, molecular function: transmembrane transporter activity. Gene Ontology annotation, biological process: transmembrane transport. The record is from RefSeq and is a predicted model, not a curated record. Lineage: Eukaryota; Fungi; Ascomycota; Sordariomycetes; Hypocreales; Nectriaceae.
AUGACGCAAAAUAACCGAAAUGAUCAGGUCUUGAAAGCAGAACGUGCCCUUCAUGACCAAUACAACCUCCUACCUCGGGCACAGCUGGUAUCCUGCUUGGGAAUCCUCUCCUUCUGCAUGCUGAUCAGUUUCAUCGACCAGAACGGAAUCAGUAUCACUCAACCUACGAUCGCCAAGGAUCUUGAUGCGUCGGCAACAAUUUCUUGGGCGGGCACCUCGUCGUUAAUCGCAAAUACCACCUUCCAGAUGCUAUAUGGUCGUCUAUCCGACAUAUUUGGACGAAAGGCAGUCUUUCUCGGGGCCGUUGCGUUGCUAGCCAUUGCAGACCUACUAUGUGGCCUGUCACAAAAUCCUGCCAUGUUCUAUGUGUUUCGAGGCGUGUCUGGAAUCGGUAGCGGCGGUAUCGCCAACAUCGCCAUGAUCAUCGUCAGUGAUGUGGUCACCCUCGAGGAGAGAGGCAAAUAUCAGGGGAUCUUCGGCACUAUGGUAGGCCUAGGAAACCUCAUAGGACCUUUUCUUGCCGCUGCUUUCAUCAAGCGUUCAACUUGGAGAGGUUUUUUCUAUAUGCUGGCACCCCUUGGCGCCAUUGCAGGGGUGAUUUCAUAUUUGUUUCUGCCGAACAAGCCACCUACAGCGACCAUUAAGGAAAGUGCAGCAAGGAUUGACUACGGAGGUUCCUUCACAAUAUCCCUCGGGAUCAUUCUUCUGCUCAUCCCGAUUUCUGGAGGCGGCGCCUACUUUGACUGGAACUCGCCAAUGGUCAUCAGCAUGCUUACGAUUGGGUCCCUCUCUUGUCUUCUCUUCCUGCUCAUAGAAUGGAAAAUUGCCAAGCUACCAAUGAUGCCUGUGACAAUAUUCGCAAACAAGGAAGUUGUGAUCUUAUUGAUCCAUUCCUUUCUCUUCGGCGCCGUGUAUCAGUCGUACAUUUAUUAUCUCCCCCUCUACCUACUAAACGCCCGUCAAUUCGAAGUACUCGAGGCGGCAGCAAUAUCAACCGCCUUGUUCACCUUUCAAGCUGUAUUUUCUACACUUGGUGGCCUAUACAUAUCUCACUUUAAUCGUUAUGGUGAGGUGAUCUGGUUCGGGUUCGCCACCUGGACACUGUAG